Messenger RNA from Caenorhabditis briggsae, 1866 nucleotides. The record is from RefSeq and is a predicted model, not a curated record. The transcript has 9 exons. Lineage: Eukaryota; Metazoa; Nematoda; Chromadorea; Rhabditida; Rhabditidae. The coding region runs from base 1 to 1866 and encodes 621 amino acids.
AUGAUUAGGAGUCUAAUUUUGUUGACUCUUCUUGUCGGCUACUCGACUUCUCAAUAUGCACAACAACAACGAAGUGGAACAGUACAACAGCAACCAGUUCAAAAUGUUCAAGCAGCUCAACCAGAAGCAAUUGACGGAAUUCCUGCAUGGUAUCAGAUGGCCAAACCAGUCGCCUCAAGAGUUCAACAACUUCCACAAGCUUCUCCAUCGUACUACGAGCGAAUUGAGCCGACGUACGAGCAACGGAGAGGAGAGCAACCAACUUACGAGCGACCUGGAAUCCAAACUAAUCAGUAUGCCAAUUACCCAUCCUAUCAAAACCGUCAACCAUACGAGAAUCUCAAUGCAUUAACAUCUGGAGCCUCAUUAAGCAAUCUUCAAGCCAGCCGUCGUUAUCCAUCGGCAGCAUCUGGAGGCGCCGGAGGAUCUGAUGUGAGUAGGUUGCGACACAUGCCUUACGACUCGGCGCUGAAACGCUAUCAUAAACUUUUACUGAAACGUCGCCAAUGGACAACGAAGAUUGGUCGUAUCUUGGCGUCCACUUCUCCAAUGACUCCUUCUACCGUAUUCCCAACUACAACUACCACAACCACUCAAGCCCCAACCACAACCACUAAGAAAAUGCCAAAAUCAUUGAAGAGUAUCUACUCAACGAUCAUUCCCAAAACUAGCACAACCACAGAAACGCCAACAGAAGCCCCAUCCACUACUACCCAGGCAACAAGAGUUACUGGUAGACUUGUGGGAAAGCCAAGAGGCACAUUUAAACCACAUGGAACUAGAAAGGGCUGGAGAAUGUGGAAGAAGGUAACCCCAAAGUACGUCGGGAAGUCGAGCGUCACUACUACGGAGGUCCCCGUUUCUUCUACUACUAUUCCAAUGGAAUCCAGCACCUCUGUGACUUCGACAACUACAUCUGAGAACCCAUCUACUCCAGAACUUCCGUUGAUUGAGGAAACAGAAGAAAGUCAGGGGACAGAAGCUUCUACUUCUACUACUUCAACAUCUACGACUACUGAACCAACAACUACAACCGUCGAGACCACGACUACAGAGAAGCCAACGACAACAACAGGAUCGGAAGAGGAACACGCAGGAAAGGGACCCUCCCCAUUAAGGUAUAUUUGUCGGCAUAAAGCCGGCUCGAACGAGCACGAUCCGUUCAGCGAACGAAGAGCAUCUACGAUUGGACCAUUUAGACCGAUCACAGUUGGACACAAAUGGAAGCCGCUUCGGUUCAAGAAGCCAGAACCAGUUGACGAAGUCGACACAGUUCCAGCUACAUCCAACACUAAGACAGCAAUCAGCACAAGACCGAAAGGGCUUCGACUUCUCGAGUAUCUUUUGAAGCAGACUGAUACGUUUGCCAAGGGAUUACAGAAGGCGAUUGACGGUGUAAGUGCAUCCGGAGUGUCAUCUUCCUCUAUACUAACAAACGAACCAAACACUGAACUUCUGGCUGCUAUAAAAGACGUCGUUGCCAAGUUCAAGGCAAGCUUGGAUGAGGCCGGAAUCGAUCAGGACGUCAGACUUAUGGGCAAUCAAUUGAAGAAUACAUGGCAACAAUUGAGGACAGGUACGACGCAACAAGGACUUGAUCGUGGUGUGAAAGCGGUGCGUCAGAGUGCCGAAAGCUCAGUUACCCACUUCAAUUAUGGUCCGCAACCACUACCACAACCCCAGCCUGUUCAAAUUCCAUACCAUCACCAGCAUCAUCAUCAUCCAGCUGUACAUCGCUAUACACCUGGACCCAUGAAUGAACAAAUCGGACGAUUGUUUGAGAAAGCAGUUGCUGAUGCUGCUGACCAGAAGACACAACAACAAAUUCAACAAGUUCAGCAACAAAUGAUCGCUCCAAGACCAUAA